This is a messenger RNA of Gryllus bimaculatus (two-spotted cricket), 3567 nucleotides long. The record is from the annotation of a GenBank genome assembly. NCBI's taxonomy places the organism in Eukaryota, Metazoa, Arthropoda, Insecta, Orthoptera, Gryllidae.
GUGAAGGCGCCGGCCCGCGCGCACAUCUUUCAGGAGCACCGCAGCCAACGGCUGGCAUCGGCACAAGAGCAUUCUCGUCCGUUGCUCCACCACCCCCGGCAGCGCACCGUUUUUACAAUGUUAUUUAUAUUAGACGUGAAGAGGUGUGUUUCAAAUUUGUUCAUUUUUCGUACCCGUUACGAACAAUUAGAACAAGUUUCUGCUCACUUCCGAAGGGCGGCGCGGAGGCGGCGGCGGUGGGCGUGGGCGUGGGUGUGGGCGUGAUGGCGGGCGCGGGCGCGGGCGUGGGCGCGGGCGCGGCGGCGUGCUGCGAGAAGGCCCGCAAGGAGCACCCUCCCAGCAACAAGCUGCGCGCCCGCCGCAUCGACGAGCUGUCGCGCCUGCUCUUCCCGCUCGCCUUCGCCAUCUUCAACUUCCUCUACUGGACCUACUACCUCUCCUAACCGCGCCCCCGCCACGCGACGGGCCGGCGCUGGGCGCUAGGGGUGUGCACACACGACUUCGGACCACUCGCGAGGGCCUCCGCGCCCGCUAAAGUCAACUCGACCAAUUUCCGAUUCAUCGUCUGGCGGUGAAUUGCAUUUGUAUGGGAACGCUUUACUUACUCUACGGCAAACAAGGCAUCUAUCAGAAAAUACGAUGGCUAGCUUGGGUUCCUAUUGAUGCGCUACAUACAUAUUUUUCCAAUAACAUCUCUUUUGUUUAUAUUGUUAAUAAUAUUGAUGAAUUGAGUGUUAAAAUAGAGGUUCACUUUCCUUCUUUAUAGUCCGAUAAAUAAAUAUCAUGGAAACGAAUUCAUUAAUGAGUGCAAAACCAAUUGUUCACGAUGGGAUUUUUUUUAAGUACUUAUCAUCGUAAAGUACUACGAGUUUGUUGCACAAUCAUAUCUACUGGCAAGACUGUUCUUAACAACAAUCGUGUACGUUUAGCUCGGCAAUCUUACUUGCCAAGCGUUAAAAUCAUUCAUUCGAGCGAGAAAGUCGAGUUGCGGUAGUUCGAAAAUCCUAAAAGUCUGUUUGCAUACCUCUGGUUUGUGCAUAGGUGAAAAGACAUUGUGAACGAUUUACUAUAUAGAAAGACCGUUCUGCACCUCUUAGAAAAUAACACCCAACGCCUCUAAAUUAUGUAUGUAUGUACAUACUAUAUAUACACAUUCGUCUCCAAAAAAGCAUGUACAAAAUCACCCGAACGUGUUGUGCACAGAAAUGGGCCAGGCUUGGGUAAAGUAGUAGGUUACUGCUUCAGACUGAAAUGGGUCGAAUAUGGAAGUCACCACAGUUAGGAGAUGACUUCUAAUGGAGGUGCCAGAUGAAAAGAGGAAACCCUAAACGAAAAUGGAACAUCAUUAUUGACACAAUUUGUACGACAGCAUGACAUGACACUAGAAAUAUAUUUGGUUGUAUUUUCUACAAUGUCUAUUACUCAAAUUACCAACUGUGUCAAAGAAUAUCGUACCAACAUAAAAUUAUUUUGAUUUUUAAAUUUUCUAAUCUAGCUGUCGUUCAAAUCAGAAAAUUUUACAUUCUUUUUGAGGGUGCUUUCCUCUCUUCUGCCGAAAAAGGCGUCGUCGCGAAGUCAAAUGUAGGCAUAACAACUCUGACAUGUAGUCGAGCAAGUGGACAUGCUGCCCAGCAAUGAGAUACCAUUCCAAUCUAGCUCAGAAAAAUUGUUAAAAUUUUAAAAUAAAAAUACUAAAAUAUUUCUUAAUACCUGUCAAAAACAAUUAUGAAAUUGUGAAAUACCAUUCCCACUCUCAUUCUCAAAACCAUUAGUUUACCACUAGUUUGCCUGGUGUAUGACAUGGUUCUUGUCAUGUAAAAGAAUUCUGGCAUGUUUUCUACCACUAAUGUAUCAUUCUUUGUAUGUUUUUAUGGCAAUCCAAUUGAUAUUAGAUGUAUUGUUACAUUACUUUCAAGGAGUAGGUUUCAUCCAAAUGUAGGUACUAAAAUUAUGAGAAAGUGUCCUCAGAAAGAGAAAGUUAUUCUGAAUAUACAGAAUCAAAUAAAUGGUGAAAUAUUGAAGAAUAACUAGUAUUCACUCAAAUAUGUUUUAAAACUUGAUGGACACUUACCUCAUACAUUGGAUUACUUUUUGGAUAUGCCAUGUGCAUUGUAGCACCCUCAUGAGAUCCAAAACUAGCUGGAAGUUAUUAUUUAUAAUUUCUAUCAACAAACUAUUAUUGCUAAAUUAUUAUACUGCGAGAGCUCUCAGUCAUUUGACAGUCACCUACACUUAAUUGCACAUUACUUCUAAAAUAUAAUGCUUAUGAACAUCAAGUUCAUUUUAUGUUUUUAUUUAAUUUAAUCAAACUAGCAAUGAUAUUAUCCAGAAAAUUUCACAUAUCUUUAAUAUUAAUUGUGUUCAAACAAAACAUAAACACGAUACAUUUUGAAAAGAAUAGUUAUACCAACAAAUAUUUUCGUUAAAUCAACUUCUGUUUUGUAUUGUCAUUUUUAUAUUAUGCACUGUCUUAGGGACCAGAAAUAUCUGUAAAAUUUCUCUUUGAUGAAAUGCUGCAUUAAUGGAACAUUUAUUUAUAUAUCUCAAAUAAUUUCAGAAACAUUAAUGACAUUUGUGUAUAAAAAGUAGUUUUAUCUGUAUCACUAAGUUAUAAUUCUCUGUAAAAAGUCAUGAUCAAGAAAAACAAUUUUCAUACCUGUACACUGUGUUGUAUGUCCAUGAAUGUACCAUCUCAAAAGGGAUCAAGGAUCUUUAAUGAAUUUAUUACAUGCAGAGGAAACUUUUUUAAACUCUUUUCACAAAACGUAGCUAAAGAAAUCCUUUAAAAUCCAUCCUUUUAAUCAUCAAAAUCAAAAUCUUGUACUGUAAAAUGUUGCACCAUGUAAACGCAACUGAAGAAAAAUUCUGAAUGUGAAUAUGAACAAAAUAACUUCAUGUUAAAACUGAUUAUUCGUUAAUGAAAGGAAAACAGUUCCAUUUCAAAUAAUACUUGAACUGAGAAGGCCUAUACAAGUUUAAGAAAAAAAAUGUCAGUACUGGCUCCAGUUGAAGUAUUUAAGAAAACUGUUAUCUCAUUCACAUAUAUUUAACUCCAAAUUUAUGCAACACUAUUGUUCUCUGAGCUAGAAAUGUAGAAUGAUCAUGCAGCAUUUCCACUUCCUAUUCACAGUUCCCUAUGUCCAUUCCUUGUCAAGCGUGCUAACAGACCCUUCUAAUUGUACUUCCAGAGAAAUAUUUUCAUAUAUCUUCCUCCAGCUCCUACACUGACCAAUGUACUAUCAUUCUUUAAACAAAUUAUUUAAAAAAAUUGUAAUCUAUUCCACAACUGGAUAAUGACGUUUUAAAGGUGAAAUCAAGAUGACAUGUCCUUUCAGCUUCAAUGCAAUGAAAGAUGUGUAAAUAUUGUGUAGAGAGGAUGUAGUAAAUUUGUGGCUAAGUUAGCCACUAAAGACAUUUAUUGAUUUCAUAAUCACAAUAACCAGAUACUCACAGAAAAAUUCUAUGUUCAAUGUUAAAAGUAAUGUUAUUGUAUAAAAAUGUUCAUUUAUGAUAGAAGUGUUAUAUUCCCUCAUUAAUUGUGUAAUAAAUAUCUUAUUUGUCAAAGUA